Molecule: messenger RNA, 960 nt
Organism: Phytomonas sp. EM1
Lineage: Eukaryota; Euglenozoa; Kinetoplastea; Trypanosomatida; Trypanosomatidae
Source: the annotation of a GenBank genome assembly
AUGUCAGACAACAUCGACGAUUUAGAUGCCCUCUUAGACGAGGCGAUGAAUAUUGUCGACAAACAGGAGAAAGAACACGAGGAAGAGGUCCGUUUGCGUGAUGCCAAGCUGCAGGAGGACCUUCAGCGCACGCUAGAGGAGACUUCAGGCUUCAACGGGGAUGAUAUGGCGAAUGGGGAUCCUUUGAAGAUGUUCCAAUCGAUUCUAGGGGCUGCAGGAUCUGGGGAAGACGAUGAUGCCUCAAUGGAAAUCUUAAAGCGCGACGUCGGUGCUCUUGUGCAGUCGCUCGAAGGUGUUGAGGGCUUAAAUGAGGAGGAUAAGGCUAACCUAGACCGCGUCCGGAACCUUAUGAAUGUGUUGGGUACUGACGACGACGCCCGCGUGCAGGAGCUGUUGGAGGAAAUGAAGAGCAAAGACCCGACACUCGAACUUGACAAACUCGACGUGGAGAACGCGAGCGUGGAUGACGUAAUGAAGCGCUGUGUGGAAUCCCUUCAGCAGCUCGCGACCGCCGCCGAAGGCCCUUUGAGCGAAGGCGCCGAAGCCAUCCCCGGCGCGGUCCCCAAAGAGCCCCUGGCAGCAGCGUUGAAUCCUCAAUCUAGCACGACGCCGGCUUCGUUGCCGCCAUCCCUGAAUAAUGAGCCGGAAAACGUUGCCAACAUGCUGUUCGAGACGAUCCUUAACCCGCAAUUUGUUGAGCCCAUUAAAUUGAUGCGCGAUUCCUACGGGCCGUAUCUGGCAGAUAACGCGUCCAAGCUUUCGGAGGCGGAUUUGGAGAGAUAUCAAGCGCAGCACGCCAUGGCGAAGCAGAUUUGUGAUUUUCUUGUUGUGCCCAUCGACAAAGAGGACCAUGAACGUGUUACACAAUUGCUAGAGUUUAUGUAUGAAUUUUCCAAACUAGGGGAGCCGCCAGCAGAGUUAACAAACUACGCCCCAAAUAAAAAAAUGGAAAGUUCAUAA